Molecule: messenger RNA, 569 nt
Organism: Chelmon rostratus (copperband butterflyfish)
Lineage: Eukaryota; Metazoa; Chordata; Actinopteri; Chaetodontiformes; Chaetodontidae
Product: gastrotropin-like
Exons: 4
Coding region: 29-403 (124 amino acids)
Biological process (GO): fatty acid transport
Cellular component (GO): nucleus; cytosol
Molecular function (GO): fatty acid binding
Source: RefSeq, a predicted model, not a curated record
CAGCAGGUAGCAGAGUGUUUGCACCAUCAUGGCUUUUACUGGGAAAUAUGUGCUGGAGAGCCAGGAGAACUACCAGGAUUUCUUGAAGGCUCUCGGAAUUAAAGACGUCAAAGACCCCAGCAACCAUGAAAUUAUAACUGAUAUCUAUCAGAAUGACACCUUCAGGCUGACUAAAUUUCUGAUGGACCGAACCUGGAAUAACAAGUUCCCCAUCGGGAAGGAGAGCGAACUGGAGACUCUGGAUGGCGAGACGUUCAAGACCACUGUCACUUUGGAUGGUGGUAAACUCAAGAUCCAGUUCCCCAAAUACCUUUACACCGCUGAGGUGGAUGGUGACAAGCUCAUCGAGGUGAACACUAUUGGUGCAGUUACAAACAAGAUGAUUAGUAAGAAGGAAAAAUGAACUGCAUCAUUUAAUGAGACGUGAAAAAGAUGCAGCAAUAAAUCUUUGUAGUUCAAGCAUUUGGCAUUCAUCUCUUUGUGUACAAUGAUUUGUUGUUUCAGCACAAUGUCAUGAAUAUUGAAAGAUGUGUUUCCUUUACUUUGGACUUUCCUCAAGCCCUGUUGUA